This is a messenger RNA of Entrophospora sp. SA101, 801 nucleotides long. The record is from the annotation of a GenBank genome assembly. NCBI's taxonomy places the organism in Eukaryota, Fungi, Glomeromycota, Glomeromycetes, Entrophosporales, Entrophosporaceae.
AUGGGUAAAAAGAAUAAAAAAGGAGGAAAAGGACGUUUGGAUAAGUAUUAUCAUUUAGCAAAGGAACAUGGCUAUAGAGCUCGUUCAGCCUUCAAAUUAAUACAAUUAAAUAAAAAGUAUAAUUUUUUAGAAAAAUCAAAAUGUUUGAUUGAUCUUUGUGCAGCACCUGGUGGUUGGUUACAAGUGGCUAGUAAAUACAUGCCUAUGUCAAGUUUAAUUGUUGGAGUUGAUCUUGUACCAAUUAAACCAAUACCAAAAAUUAUCACUUUACAAGAAGACAUUACAUCUGAAAACGUGUUACAUGAUGGUGCUCCAAACGUUGGUAUAUCAUGGAUACAAGAUGCUUAUUCUCAAUCAGAGUUAACUUUAAAAGCAUUGAAAUUAGCUGUUGAAUUUUUAACUAAAGGAGGAAUAUUUAUAACAAAAAUUUUUAGAUCAAAAGAUUAUAAUAAUUUAUUAUGGGUAUUUAAUCAAUUAUUUAAUAAAGUUGAAGCAACCAAACCUGCUUCUUCGAGAAAUGUUUCAGCAGAAAUUUAUGUUAUUUGUAAAGAUUUUAUUGCACCGAAAAAAAUAGAUCCAAAAUUCUUAGAUCCAAAAUCAAAAUUUUUAAAUCCAAUUUUAGAUAUAUUGCAUCCUGAAAAAAAGAAAAGGCAGAGAGAGGGAUAUGAAGAGGGAGAUUAUACUUUGUAUAAAGAAAUUUCAGUUUUGGAGUUUAUUAAUACUGAUGAUCCUGUAAAAUUACUUGGCAGUGUUAAUAAACUGAAAUUUGAUGAUGACAGUCAAGAGUGCGUAAAAUAUUAA